AAAACAGAUGUGAAGUCCCUCAUGGCGAAGUUUAACACCGUGGCCACCCCCACAGAGGACAUCCCCAUCGUGCCCAUCCGACCCUUGAAGAUCCCAAAGCAAAAUCCUCCCGCUGGAGCCGCGGCUAAAAAGAACUUACUCAGCGCCCAGGGGGAACCCGGCGCCCCUGCAGGACUGAGCAGUGCACCCAAGAUUGUGUCUCCCAAGCCCCCUGUGGGGGUGAAGCCUUCAGAGGACAAGCCUGACAGGGAAGCCAAGCCCCCGUUACUCAAGCCCACCGGAGUAGGCCAAAGAUUUGCAACCCAGGGCAACACGGCCACUAGAGAUGCCGAGGGGAAACCUGGAUUUCCAAAACCAUCCCCCAAGCCCACCCACCUGCCCAAAGAAGAUUACAAACCUGGGUUCCCUCAGCCUCCCGGGAACAAGCCUUCAUUUCCUGGGCUUGGCCCAAACCAUGACCUGCCGCCACCAGGCCUGAAGCCCAGGUCCAACACUUUUGCCCAAGAGAAUGAACAGAGAGCGGGAUUCCCCAAAGCCGGCGGGGUGAAGAGCAGGUUCCUGUCAAGCUCCCAGGAGCAGGAUGUCAAGCCUCUCUUCCCCAAGCCGGUCUUCCCGAGAGCAUCUGUGAAUCCUGAACACUGCCAUGAAGAGGAGACCCCCGCCAAGAAAGCGUUCCCCAGCCCGGCAGCAGCCAAGUUCAAAGCCGGCCCGGGCAAGACAGUCCAGGAGGAGCCGGAAAAUAAAGACCAUGGAGGCGAGGGGGCCAGUCCACAUUUUCCUGGAGUGGUUCUGAGGCCGGCUGGAAGCAGAGGGCUCCCCAAGAACGCCGAGGACAAAAAGGAAGAGAGGAAGGUGGAUGCUGCUAGGAACAUCUUCCUGAACAAGAUAAACCAGGAGGAGCCAGCCUCAGGGGCGUCUCCCGCCAAAUUUCCUAAGACCCCUUCCAAGCUGGUCAUAGGAGGGCCCUGGGCCCAAGGGCAAGAAAAGGACAAGGGUGACAACAGCCCAAGCACCCCAAAAAAGAAGCCCCUGCCUCCCUUGCUCACCUUGGGCCCACCUCCACCAAAACCUAGCAGACCCCCACAUGUGGACCUGACAAGAUUCCUAAAAGCUGCUUCUGCAAACAGUUCUGGCAAAGCCCAAACAUCUGACUCAACAGUUUCCGCACCACCGCCUCCAGCCGCCCAUCCGGCCGCUCAGCCACCGUUACCAGCAUCUCACCCACCGUUACCAGCAUCUCACCCGGCGCAGUCAGCAGUCCCAAGUCUACCUCCAAGAAACAUGAAGCCUCCCUUAGACCUAAAAAGUCCUGUAAAUGAAGAAAAUCAAGAUGCCAUCAUGCACUCAGAUGGUGCUGGAAAUAUAGAUGAGGAAGAGAGUGAAGGAGAAACCUAUGAAGACAUAGAAGCAACGAGAGAACGAGAGAAGAAAAGAGAGAAGGAGGAAAAGAAGAGACUAGAACUGGAGAAAAAGGAACAGAAAGAGAGAGAAAAGAAAGAACAAGAGAUUAGGAAGAAGUUUAAACUAACAGGCCCUAUUCAAGUCAUCCAUCAAGCUAAAGCUUGCUGUGAUGUCAAAGGAGGAAAGAAUGAAUUGAGCUUCAAGCAAGGGGAGCAAAUUGAAAUUAUCCGCAUCACAGACAACCCUGAAGGGAAAUGGUUGGGCAGAACAGCAAGGGGGUCAUAUGGCUAUAUUAAAACAACUGCUGUAGAGAUUGACUAUGAUUCUUUGAAAAGGAAAAAGACCUCUUUCGGUGCCCUUUCACCCAGACCUCCAGAGGAUGACCAGGAAGUCUAUGAUGAUGUUGUAGAGCAAGACACCACCAACAGCCACAGUCAUGGUGGAAGUGGAGGGAUAUUCCCCCCACCCCCAGAUGAUGAUAUUUAUGAUGGAAUAGAAGAGGAAGAAGACAAUGAUGGCUCCAUGCAACAAGUUGAAGAGAAGAGUAACACCUGGUCCUGGGGAAUUUUGAAGAUGUUAAAGGGAAAAGAUGAGAAAAAGAAAAGUAUACGGGUGAAACCUAAAGAGUCUGAGUCAGACAAUGAUGAAGGUUCAUCUUUUCCUGCUCCUCCUAAACAGUUGGGAGAGGAAGUCUACGAUGAUGUGGAUGCCACUGACUUCCCUGCCCCCCCUGUAGAAGUGAGUCAAGAAGUCAAAGCUAAGACACAAGAAAAAGACCUGAAGAAGUUAAAAAAGCAAGAAAAAGAAGAAAAGGAAUUCAGGAAAAAAUUUAAAUACGAUGGUGAAAUUCGGGUCCUAUAUUCAACCAGAGUUGCACUUUCCUUUGCAUCUAAAAAAUGGGGAAAUAGAGAUCUACAGGUAAAGCCUGGGGAAGCUCUGGAAGUUAUACAAAAUACAGAUGAUACAAAAGUUCUCUGCAGGAAUGAAGAUGGAAAAUAUGGUUAUGUCCUUCGUAGUUACUUGGUGGACAAUGAUGGAGAGAUCUACGAUGAUAUUGCUGACGGUUGCAUCUACGACAAUGACUAGCUAUCAGCUUUGAUCAUUCUGCCUUGUUCACUUAAUGCCAAUAUGAUGUCCAUAUUUUAAUUGACAAUAUAGAAAUAAAUACAAAAAAACUACUCAUUACCAUAAAUUACAAAAAAUUUAUUAUCUUCAUCAAGUUUUUAAAAAUUUCAACUUAGAAGAUCAUCUUUUCCUUAAUGAACAUCUCAAGAACUGCAUCAGUAAGUAUAAGAAAUAUUAAAUAUCCCAUUUUGGUUUCACCCACAAUUAAGAAGGUGCUUCUUUUAGAUCAUCAAUAAAUAAUUCCAGCUCUCUAAAAAAGAUCAUUUGAGAAGAAAUGAAGAAGAAUAAGAAAAGAAUUUUAAUACAACUCCCCCAAAGCUGUUUUUGCACCUCCAAUUAUGAUAGUAUUAUAUUAUCUAUCCAAUUACCUCUGUUCAAAAAAGCAGAAAUAUCUUCUUUCCUGUUGGUGGACUAAAUACUU
Sorex araneus (European shrew) is the source of this 2947-nucleotide messenger RNA. It is a transcript of the gene FYB1, whose product is annotated as FYN binding protein 1. Gene Ontology annotation, molecular function: protein binding; lipid binding. The record is from RefSeq and is a predicted model, not a curated record. Bases 22 to 2487 code for a protein of 821 amino acids. The transcript has 18 exons. Gene Ontology annotation, cellular component: plasma membrane. Gene Ontology annotation, biological process: protein localization to plasma membrane; integrin-mediated signaling pathway; T cell receptor signaling pathway. Lineage: Eukaryota; Metazoa; Chordata; Mammalia; Eulipotyphla; Soricidae.